CAUUGGUUGAAAGGAGGAGCGCGCUAAGAGGCUCCAGCGAAAGCUUAGAAAAUAACCGAGGUGGUGUGAUCACCUCUUGAGUUCAGUCAGUCAGGAGGGAGAAGCCUGGUGACUAGGCCCGAAUGGAGAUGAACGACCAAACGGUACCGGAGACGGCGGCGGCGGACGACGGCGGGCGGAGAGCCAGCCUGAUCGAGGAGCCUCCACCACCGCCGCCGCCGAUGAUCAGCGUGGACAUCGCCGGGGUCCUGCUGCAGUUCUCCAAGACUUUUGUCAUCGUCUUCCCGGUCUACGUGCUCGGCUACCUGGGGUUGAGCUUCAGCUGGGUCCUCAUCGGGCUUCUCGUCUUCUUCUGGUGGCGGAGGAACCGGGGCAACAAGCGCUCCCGCCUGUUCCGGGCGCUGGCGUUCCUGGAGCACGAAGAGAAAACUCUGCAGGAGAACAUCCAGAGCACCGACCUCCCGGCCUGGAUAACUGAUCAGUACAUCGUGGAUACUUUGUCCAAAAUGGAUGUUGUUAUUUUUAAAAAUGAAGAAAAGCACAAACUGAAGCAGUCCAUAAGACCAUAUGCAUCAAGACCAGGACAAAAUCCAGCCUUCACUGACAAAUGGCAAGUAACACUCGUGCUACACAAGUGCCAGGCAAUGACCAUCCCCAACAAGAGAAUUUAAUCCUCAUCUAGAAUUGACAUUGACAUUACCAUCACCACAAUCCCCUACUAUCAACAUUCUGGAGAUUGGUCUUGUUCAAUUCCUUGAAAACCAGUCAUACAAAUACUUUGGUUACAAGGGCGUGUCAGAGGCAUGGAACUCUUGUAAUGAUUAACUUGUUCUCCUGAUUCCCCUUCCUCACAUUCCAUGAGGCACGAAUAAGACUGCGAUUGAAUGCUC
Messenger RNA from Rhincodon typus (whale shark), 890 nucleotides. RefSeq names its product extended synaptotagmin-2-A-like. The coding region runs from base 123 to 671 and encodes 182 amino acids. The record is from RefSeq and is a predicted model, not a curated record. The transcript is spliced from 2 exons. NCBI's taxonomy places the organism in Eukaryota, Metazoa, Chordata, Chondrichthyes, Orectolobiformes, Rhincodontidae.